Molecule: messenger RNA, 750 nt
Organism: Torulaspora globosa
Lineage: Eukaryota; Fungi; Ascomycota; Saccharomycetes; Saccharomycetales; Saccharomycetaceae
Gene: TAD2
Product: tRNA(adenine34) deaminase
Exons: 1
Coding region: 1-750 (249 amino acids)
Biological process (GO): tRNA wobble adenosine to inosine editing
Cellular component (GO): cytoplasm; nucleus
Molecular function (GO): zinc ion binding; tRNA-specific adenosine-34 deaminase activity
Source: RefSeq, a predicted model, not a curated record
AUGUUGGAGGUUCGUUUGAAGCAUAUGAGAAGUGCUGUGAGGUUGGCGAAGUUUGCCUUGGAUCAUGGUGAGACUCCUGUGGCGUGUGUGUUUGUUCAUGAGCCUUCGGGACAGGUUGUGGCAUAUGGAAUGAACUACACCAAUGAGUCGCUGAGUGGGAUUGCGCAUGCAGAGUUUAUGGGAAUCGAGCAGUUGCGGGAGAGGUUUGGCGGUGGAGAGGAAUUGAUGUGUGUUAUGCGGGACGUAGUGGUUUAUGUGACGGUGGAGCCGUGUGUUAUGUGUGCGUCUGCUUUGAAGCAGUUGGAGGUUGGGAAGGUUGUUUUUGGGUGUGCCAAUGAGAGAUUUGGUGGCAAUGGGACUGUGAUAAGGGUAAACGGGGAUCGUUGUACUGGUGGUCGUGGAUACGUGGCGGUGCCAGGAAUAUUACGUCGGGAGGCGAUCAUGUUGCUACGAUAUUUCUACGUACGGUCGAAUGAGAGGGCUCCUAAGCCGAGAAACAAGGCCGAGAGGCGGCUGGACCGCAAUGCGUUUCCCUCGUUACCGUGGUCUAGGUAUAUUGGGCGGGAAUCGUUUGUGGAGGAGUUCGGCGAGAAGAUGCUGUGUCAUUUCGAUGACAGCACGGACAUAUUCGGGGACUUGGUGGAUUGGGAUCUCAUAGACGAGCCCUGCGAUUGGAUCCUGGAACAUCUGAAGACGCAGUGUCAAGAGUUUGCCUUGCACAGACGCAAGAAGAUAAAGCUUGAAGUGUGA